This is a messenger RNA of Opisthocomus hoazin, 888 nucleotides long. It is a transcript of the gene SLC25A47, whose product is annotated as solute carrier family 25 member 47. The record is from RefSeq and is a predicted model, not a curated record. NCBI's taxonomy places the organism in Eukaryota, Metazoa, Chordata, Aves, Opisthocomiformes, Opisthocomidae. Gene Ontology annotation, biological process: transmembrane transport. Gene Ontology annotation, cellular component: mitochondrion. Gene Ontology annotation, molecular function: transmembrane transporter activity.
AUGGAUUUCAUUGCCGGGGCCAUUGGAGGUGGCCUAAGCACAGCAGUGGGUUAUCCGCUGGACACAGUGAAGGUGAGAAUUCAGACCGAGAGGCAUUACAACGGGAUUUGGCACUGCAUUCAGGAAACGUACAGGACAGAAAAAGUUUGGGGAUUUUACAAAGGUGUGUCUGCAUCAGUCCUCACCGUAUCGGCGAUUUCAUCUGUCUCAUUUGGUGCGUACAGAAACUUCCUUUGCACCAUCUGCAAGCUGCGAUACGGGGCUGCAGACGUGAAGCCAUCCAAGCUGGACGUUUCUCUCGCCGGAGGUGCUGCCGGUGCCGUCCGGGUUAUGUUGAUGACCCCCAGUGAAGUGGCUAAAGUACGCAUGCAGACCCAGAAGAACCCGCACCCUUCCGUCACAUCUCCCCAGCCUGUUUCCAAGCCAAAGUACCGAGGGUCUCUGCACUGUCUGAAGGUGAUCGCCAAGGAGGAAGGUUUGGGGGGUCUCUACAAGGGCUGCUCUGCAUUACUCUGCAGGGAUUGCUCCUCUUCUGCAAUAUAUUUCCUUACCUAUUCUGCUCUGUGUGACUGGCUCACACCAACUGGGAAAAAUAAACCAGGUUUCCUCGUUGUACUGAUUUCUGGUGGCUUCGCUGGAGUCGUGGCCUGGGGAUUAGCUACUCCCAUGGAUGUCAUCAAAUCACGGAUGCAGACAGACGAAUCGGACCAGCAGAAGUACAAAGGCCUCAUCCACUGCGCUAGGGAAAGCGUGAGGAAGGAGGGUGCCAAAGUGCUUUUCAAAGGACUGGGUUUAAACUGCAUUCGUGCCUUUCCUGCGAACAUGGUGGUCUUUGUAACGUAUGAAGCUGUGCUCAGAUUUACAGAUCAUUAUACAAAGGCAAAAUAG